Messenger RNA from Rhododendron vialii, 1576 nucleotides. Its product is annotated as protein PAL OF QUIRKY-like. The coding region runs from base 171 to 1436 and encodes 421 amino acids. The record is from RefSeq and is a predicted model, not a curated record. The transcript has 2 exons. Lineage: Eukaryota; Viridiplantae; Streptophyta; Magnoliopsida; Ericales; Ericaceae. Gene Ontology annotation, molecular function: protein binding.
CCAGCCUGCCUUCCCCUCCCCCUCCUAUCUAAUUACGCAACACCUCUCUCUCUCUCUCUCUCUCUCUCUCUCUCUCCAUCUGCAAGGAGAAGUUAGGCAACAGAAAUCUUGCGGAAACUUCAAAAGAAGCAGUCAUUGACACAAUUCCCAUCAACAGUUUCCAGACAGCGAUGACAACCUACCACCACAACCCUACCGACCUCGACUCCACCACCUCAUCACCACGAUCCGACCACCACCGUCUAACCAACGACCUCGAAACCCAGCAUCCACGAGUCCGCUUCAUGUGCAGCUUCGGCGGGAAAAUCCUCCCCAGGCCACACGACAACCAGCUCCGCUACGUGGGCGGCGACACCCGCGUCGUUGCCGUCCACCGCAACACCACCACCUUCUCCUCCCUCCUCAACAAACUCUCCAGAAUCGCCAACACAACCAAUCUAACCGUCAAGUACCAGCUCCCCAACGAGGAUCUCGACGCCCUGAUCACCGUCACGACCGACGAAGACGUCGAGAACAUGAUAGACGAGUACGACCGGUUCCACCUGAACACUUCCCAGUCCCAGUCCAAGUCCUCUCCUCGGCUCCGACUUUUUCUCUUCGAAAACGACAGCGUUUCGAGGACUAGCAGUAUUAGUUCCCUCCUUGACGGGUCCACCAAUAGAGAACACUGGUUUCUUGACGCUCUAAAUGGCGGGUCGGGUUUAGAACGUGGGCGGUCUGAGGUUUCUUCAAUUAUGUCCGAAAUGCCCGACUAUCUUUUUGGGCUGGAUAGCUCCGACGACCAAACCCGUGACCCAAAACCCAAGAUCCGUCCUGAUAAUAUCCCUGAUUCGGAUCCGGGUUCUCCCAACCCGGUUGCUUCCCCUCCGUUUUGCUCGACCUCGUCGUCCUUGGCACCACCUGGCAUGCCAUCGAUUCCGGAACUUCCACCUGUUAAAACCAAAUCUGACCAGCCCGUCCGUGUCGUGGAUCCUAAGGAGGACCUAGCUGAGACAUUCAUGGAUACGGGUGAAACUUUUAUGCGGGCGAAUAAGCCGUUAACUGGAUAUUCGGGGAACCCGACUUGGCAUCAUGUUUCGGAUCCUCAUUACCCAACCCAAGGUUUAAAACAAGUACCGGUUUAUUAUGUGCCCAAUUCUGUCCCACAGAAUAAUGUUCCUGCAUCGUAUGUUCAAUCUUACCCUAUUCCAUCAGGUCAAAUUCCAAUUGCAUUACACCAUAAUUAUUCGGGUAUGGGUCAGGUCUAUGGAGGCGGAGCGAGGCCAAUGGCAGCAGUGAAUCCCUAUGUCAUGGCGACCAAAGUAAUUCCCGAGGGGUUGAAUCAGGCGAUGUAUUAUGGGAUGAGAAAUGGUUACCCGGGUAUGGUGGUGCCGGGUGGGGAAGAAUUGCAAGUAAACGGGCCGGAUGGAAAGGAGAGUCGGGUUUUCCACUCUUGAAGAUUGGGCUAUGAAGAAUCAUGUUUUUCUUUUCUUUUCUUUUUACCCUUCCUUUUUCUGUUUCGGAUUUGUUUGGGCGUACAGGUUUGUAUUAUUGAUGGCACAAGUGAUGAGUUCAUAUUUGUAUGUACUGUGUAGUA